This is a messenger RNA of Penicilliopsis zonata CBS 506.65, 944 nucleotides long. RefSeq lists its product as hypothetical. Lineage: Eukaryota; Fungi; Ascomycota; Eurotiomycetes; Eurotiales; Aspergillaceae. The transcript is spliced from 3 exons. The record is from RefSeq and is a predicted model, not a curated record. Bases 99 to 884 code for a protein of 261 amino acids. Gene Ontology annotation, molecular function: oxidoreductase activity, acting on the CH-OH group of donors, NAD or NADP as acceptor.
CGGAUGUACCACUUUGUAGAACCAUAAAGGAAUAAGAAUAGAAGAGAUAAACAGACAACAAUAGCUUUCAUCAGAACUCUUACCUCGACUACUUUACUAUGACAUCUGUCCACCCCCUCGCCACCCUCUUCUCCCUCGAGGGCAAGACAGCAAUCUGUACUGGCGUCACAGGCGGAAUAGGAACAGAAAUCUGCACCACCCUCGCCGAAGCGGGCGUCGACAUUGUCUCCAUCCAGCUAGAGGGGGACCCGAACGGAGCCCCCCUCCGCGCGGCAGUCGAAGCGUUAGGCCGAAGCUUCCACGCUUUCGAAUGCGACGUUGCGGAUUCCAAGGCCCUACGGGAGACCUUUUUUCGCAUCUGGGCGGAGGGUAUCGUGCCGGAUAUCCUGCUCAACUGUGCUGGGAUUAAUCGACGAGGACCAGUUGUUGACUUGACCGAUGAAGAUAUUGAUGCGGUGCUGGCGAUUAAUCUCAAAGCAAGCUAUGUCGCUGCGCAAGAGUUUGCGCGGAGACUGCUCGCGCUGCGCCGGCCUGGAAAAGUCAUCAAUAUGGGCUCCAUGCUCUGUUUCCUGGGAAUGUAUAAUGUCUCGGCCUAUGCGGCGUCCAAGGGAGGCGUGCUGCAGAUGACCAAGGCGUUCAGUAACGAAUGGGCAGCGGAUGGUAUCCAGGUCAACUGUAUUUGUCCGGGGUAUUUGAAAACACCCAUGACGAAGAAGAUCGUCGAAGACCCCGAGUAUAGCGCAUAUAUCAUGAAAAGAACCCCCGCGCGGCGUUGGGGAGAGCCAAAGGACCUGCGAGGAGCGCUGAUCUUCCUGGCGAGUCCGGCGAGUGACUUUGUGACGGGGACGAGCAUUGUCGUUGACGGGGGUAUGUUGGGAAUGUAGUAUUCAUCUUUCAAGAGAUACCUAAGGGAUAGGAAUUCCUGUAACGAGCUUAGUAUAGAC